GUGAGACAGUUAAGAGUAGCAAUACUGAUAUAGUGCCUUGUGAAAGUAUUUAUGGCCGAUUUUUUCAUGUUGCACCGGCAGACUUCAAUGUGAUUUGUUCAGAUUUUAUGUGAUAGAACAAUCCAAAGAAAGGCACAGAAGUAAAAGGAAAAGGACAUCUGGGUUCAAAAAAGUGUUCUAUGCAUUAGUAUUUAGACACUGAUGUCAAUACUUUGUAGGAUCAUCUUUGGCUUAAUUUGUUUUUUUUUGGUUGUUUCUUUAUUACUUUACACAUCGAGAGACAAAGCAUUUUGCUAAAUAUUCUUUGCAAAAUAGCUCAAAUUCAGUCAUAUUGGACAGACAGCAUCUGAGGACAUACAUUUUCAAGUCUUACCACAGAACCUCACUGGUAGAUAGGUGUGGAAUAUCAUUUUAUCUAAACCAUUCUACUGAAGCUCUAGCUGUAUGUUUAGUGUAGUUUUCCUGCUGGAAGGUGGACCUCUCUCCCCGUCUCAAAUCUUUGUAGCCUUUAACAGGUAUUCUUCUGGUAUUGCCCUGUAUUUAGCUCCGCCCACCUUCCCAUCACCCAGAUUUGUACACGACUAAUAAUUCAUCUGGUGACCGAUUUUCCCAAUUGAGCCGUAAACGUCUGCAGCUCUUCCAGAAUCACUAUCAGCCUGUUGGCCGCUUAUCUGAUUAAUGCUCGCCUCAGCUGGCCUCUCAGGUUUGCAAUUGUACCAUACUCUUCAUUUUCAGAUAAUGGAUUGAAAUGUGUUUGGUGAGACGUACAAAGUUUGGAACAGUUUUUUUUUACUUAACCCUGCUUCCCCACAACUUUAUCCCUCCCAUUAGUUUUAUCUGGUGUGUCCCUCGGUUUGAAAAGGUCACACUUUUUAGAUUUUUUUGGGGUAAAGAAAAAUGGAAAAACAUGUAGCCUUUUCCCAUAUCCAUAAAAAUGAUACUAUUUUGUGUUGUUCGAUCACAUAAAAUCCCAAUAAUACAUUGAAGUCUCUGGUUCCUACUGGAUAAAAUGUGAAAAAAUAUAAAUUCUUUAGCAAGGCACUGUCUGUUAGUAAUAAACAAACUAUUAAGGGAAAUUUUGAGAAAUGCUGCUGGGCUCAUGAAGACUUUGGAAUCAGCUCAGUUUGAUGAAUGAAGCAGAAACUAUCUUGUUGAGGUGGUGUGAUGUGAACAAAAUGAUGUUGAAUUGUUCCUUUUUGAACGGUUUAUUGCCAGGAUGAGUAAGCAUUUAUGCUGUCUGAUGCUCUAACACAAUCCACAAUUCUUUCUGUAUUUAAAUCAGUCACAAGUAAAAAGAAUAUGUAUUCAUAAUAUUUGCAGAAACAGCAAGCAUAUAUAUGCACUUAUGAUUAUCCUUUUUCAGAGAAAAUGUGUCACGCGUGUAAGCCACAAACCUUCUUGCACUCAUGAUUACAGGAACUUCAAUAAAGGAAGCGUAAUACUUAGUGACACAUCAGCAUGACAUUUGUUGCAGAAGAUAUUACUACUGGUGUAAAAGGCCUACAGUAUAGAUUCACUUACACAUAAAAAACUCAUCCAUUUCUCUGGGGCAUUGAACAUACACAUGUGUUCCCUUCAGCUCAACCUCCUACUCUUAAGCCUGCCUUGUUAUAAUAGUGAAGCACACUAAAUGCAUCCACAAGCACUUUAAGCCUAGAAACAUUAGUGAGUUCUUAAUGACACUGCUUAAAACUCAUUUUCUGUGUUGACUUUCACAUUACAGCUGACACAGAGCGAUACCUCUGAUAGUGUGAAAAACAACUGGACACGCACAGUCCAGCUUUUGAUUGUACCUUGUGCAACAUCAAAGUGAAAAAACAAAUAAAAACGUUUUCUUUAUAAAAAAAAAAAAAAAAAACUAGAUGUGUUCGUAAGUGCCUACAUGUACCAGAGUGCACCGCGGCUGUCAGUGUUAACCAACCGAGCGCUGAUCUGCUGCACUAGCAAACAGCAGUUUGAUAGACGGGCUGUUUUCGCUUCUCCAAACAUGGACCAAGACAACAAAUCAGAGGAUGAGUCCGUUGGCCUGUCAGAGAAUCCUUCAGACGAGGAACCACCUUGUAUAGCUCCAGGAAUGGAUGGCGAAACGUUGGAGAUGCUCUGGCAGCUGCGAGCCCAGCGCCGCCAGUCCUCCCCUGAGCUACCAGAGACGGUGACCCGUCUUAUCGCUCCUGACGGCAGCACCCUGUACUUGGUGGGAACUGCCCAUUUCAGUGACAACAGCAAAAAUGACGUGGCGACGACGAUCCGCGCUGUGCAGCCAGACGUGGUGGUCGUGGAGCUUUGUCAGUACAGGGUGUCAAUGUUGAGGAUGGACGAGAACACGCUGCUGAAGGAAGCCAAAGACAUCAACCUGGAGAAGGUUCAGCAAGCCAUCAAGCAGAAUGGGCUCAUGUCUGGCCUGAUGCAGAUUCUCCUGCUCAAAGUGUCGGCCCACAUCACAGAGCAGCUGGGAAUGGCCCCUGGAGGAGAGUUUCGGGAGGCCUUUAAAGAAGCGGGACGAGUUCCAUUCUGUAAAUUUCACCUUGGGGACCGGCCAAUCCCUGUGACAUUCAAGAGAGCCAUAGCUGCUCUCAGUCUGUGGCAGAAGGCCCGUCUGGCCUGGGGUCUUUGCUUUUUGUCCGAUCCAAUCAGUAAGGAGGACGUAGAGAAGUGCAAGCAGAAGGAUUUGCUGGAGCAAACCAUGUCUGAGAUGAUCGGCGAGUUUCCUGCUCUCCACCAGACCAUCGUGGCUGAAAGGGACAUUUACCUCACACACACACUUCGCCAGGCAACACGAUGCGUGGAGUCGCCGUCUAAUGGCCAGAAAGUGCCUGCUGUGGUGGUUGGAGUGGUAGGAAUGGGUCAUGUCCCUGGUAUUGAACGAAACUGGGAAAAGGAGCUCAACAUUCAAGAAAUCAUGAGUGUUGCAUCGCCCUCACCGUUCAGCCGGGUAUUGCGCACUGUUGUAAAGGGUGUCUUGAUGGGAAUGCUGGGAUAUGCCUGUUACCGCGCCGGAGGAGGUUUAGGUCGAACCCUGUUGUCUUUACCAGCAGUCCAGUCUUUACUGCAGACACUUCGACUUCAUCCCGCCUGACCCCGUUGGACCGCGCCGCAUUUUCUGACACAAGCGUUGAUUUGUUAAAAUGAUGCAUCUAUCACCGAUGGCCUUAAAUGCAGGAGGUGAGGCUGGAAUGGGUGUACCAGCUCACACCUGGGGACUGAUAAUGACCUCACUGGGGUCAAAAACUUGUAACCUCCUAUUGAUGUCCCUAUAGACACAGUGGGACUGUACUGCCAAAGAAACCACAACUGUAUGCUAGAAGGCAUAAAUUGCCUCUUAGUAGAAUAAUACAUUUCUUAAUUUUCCUGAUAAUUACUUACAGAAUUUUAAUUAGCUAAUCAUCCCUGGAAUCAAAUUGAUUAAUUUCCCUGGAUAUAAUAGGACCAUUUUCUUGAAAGAAGCCCUUUUCUGAGCAUCAAACAGAUUGUUGGUAAUUGGUCCAGCACUUUAUAAGAGGUAAAUUAUAUUAAUGGCACAGCGUGUCUGAACUAGAAAGUCAAUCGUCAUUUUUAUGAUUUUCAACAAAAACAAUGAAAAAAACAUUCACAUGGUGCUCAUUACUAACAUUCAGGAUUAGCAGAAGAAACUGUACGUGAUUGCUCUGAGCUCCAAACUUUACAGCCAAGUGCCUCAUAUUUCAGCUGGAAGGGCUACUGUGAAAACCAACAUAUUUCUGUCAGCUUCAUCUCACAAAUGGUUAGUGCAGUUUUCAAAUGAUUUGACAUCAUACACAUGAAAUUCUAUUUUGUAAAGAAAGGACAUGAAGUUUAUGUUGAGCGUUUUUGUGAGCACUCAUAAUUUUACAGACACUGAUGCUCAGGAGGCCUAAGAGUGUCUCACAAAACAGUGGGGUGAAAACAUUUAUAUUUUAUUAUACUUCUAAUAUGAGGUACCCAACCUUUGUGUUAAGUAUCUUAUACAACAUAAAUGAAUGAUUUCUAUAGGGAAUACCAUUUUUUUAGCCACUGCUCAGGCUGUGUUAAUAUAUGCAUUCAUAUUUAUUAUAAAAUAAAGAAACCAGAUAAGAAUGGAAGUUUCUUUGUUUCCCUCAGCGUAAAGAGGUCCGUAAUGGUUUGUGUGUUUAUGAAUCUGUUUAUUGGGGCUGCUAAACAAACUUUAGGUGGAAUUGGGUAAUUUAGCCUUACUUUGCUGUCACUGCUGCCUUUGACCCUCUGAUUGCCUCAACUGUCAAAGCCUAACACCAACACAUGUGUAUAUCUAAUAUAUUUAGUUACGGCAUGUAUAACAAAAAUAAGACAACCCUGAAGCAAAACGGGUGACGUCAAAGCAUAGUACAGUUGGUUCUCUCAGCAUAACUGCAUGUCAUUUUAAGUGAUUUCUGUACAGUUUUUUUUUUUUUUUUAUCAUUUACUGUAGAUUAAGGCAAGGGAUGUGAAAUGAUCAUUUAAUUUUAACAUGUAAAUGGGUCCAAUGAAUUUAUACAGAAUGUAAUGUUAAUUUUUUUAAAGCAUAGCAAAAACCAGUGCCAGCUAUUCACAGCCUGAGCUUAUUCCAAUAACCUGUCUUCCAAUGUAUAAAAUGUUAUAAGGAAAAAGGAAACUGAAGGUCAGUUGCAAGUCGGAUACCAUUUUGCUCACUUAGUUUGUCCAUCAGAAACAUACAAAUGACUGCAUGUUUGAGAACUCCCUAAAAGAGAGGAUGAAUGGCUGUAUUUAUUGUAAUAACUGCUUAGCUCAUAUUGUUUUGUCACUGUAAUGGUACCAAACAGAGUCUUCUAUAAAAAGAGUAAACUAUA
This is a messenger RNA of Girardinichthys multiradiatus, 4799 nucleotides long. It is a transcript of the gene trabd, whose product is annotated as TraB domain containing. Bases 1883 to 3076 code for a protein of 397 amino acids. The transcript has 10 exons. The record is from RefSeq and is a predicted model, not a curated record. NCBI's taxonomy places the organism in Eukaryota, Metazoa, Chordata, Actinopteri, Cyprinodontiformes, Goodeidae.